GCUCCAGGAGGGCCCCGCGGCCCCGGCCCGAGCCCCCCGCCCGCCGCCAUGGGCGCCGCGGCCCUGCGCGCCCUGCCCUGGGCGCUGCUGCUGCUGGGGCCGCUGCUGCCCGGCCAGGUCCUGCAGGCCAACCCCAUGCUCACCUCCGAGGGCCAGCCCGCCCCGCUGCCCGGCGGCGACAUCCCGGGCUUCACCCCCGCGCCCCCCGCCGCCCCUGAGGAGAUCCACCCGCUCAAGGAGCAGCCGGCCAACGGCUCGGGAGAGGGGCACACCAAGCACCGCAAAGCCUUCCCGGUCAUCGGCGUCGACUACACGCACGUCCGCAUCCCCUUCGAGAUCUCGCUGUGGAUCCUCCUGGCCUGCCUCAUGAAGCUGGGCUUCCAYGUGAUCCCAUCAGUGUCCAGCAUCGUUCCCGAGAGCUGCCUGCUCAUCGUGGUGGGCCUUCUAGUCGGGGGCCUCAUCAAAGGAGUGGGUGAAAAACCCCCCAUCCUCAAGUCAGACAUCUUCUUCCUGUUCCUGCUGCCCCCCAUCAUCCUGGAYGCCGGCUACUUCCUGCCCUUGCGCCAGUUCACCGAGAACCUGGGCACCAUCCUCAUCUUCGCCGUGGUGGGCACGCUCUGGAACGCCUUUUUCCUGGGGGGGCUCCUGUACGCCGUGUGCCAGCUGGGCGGCUCCGGCCUCAACCACAUCGGCCUCCUGGCCAACCUGCUCUUCGGCAGCAUCAUCUCGGCCGUGGACCCCGUGGCCGUGCUGGCCGUGUUCGAGGAGAUCCACAUCAACGAGCUGCUGCACAUCCUGGUCUUCGGGGAGUCCCUGCUCAAUGAUGCUGUCACUGUUGUUCUCUACCACCUCUUUGAGGAGUUUGCCAGCUUUGAGCAGGUCACCAUCCUCGACAUCAUCCUCGGCUUCCUCAGCUUCUUCGUGGUGUCUCUGGGCGGGGUCUUGGUGGGCGUCAUUUACGGGGUGAUCGCCGCCUUCACGUCCCGCUUCACCUCCCACAUCCGCGUCAUCGAGCCCCUCUUCGUGUUCCUCUACAGCUACAUGGCCUACCUGUCUGCUGAGCUCUUCCACCUGUCGGGCAUCAUGGCGCUCAUCGCCUCUGGCGUGGUCAUGCGGCCCUAUGUGGAGGCCAACAUCUCCCACAAGUCCCACACCACCAUCAAGUAUUUCCUCAAGAUGUGGAGCAGUGUGAGCGAGACCCUCAUCUUCAUCUUCCUGGGGGUCUCCACCGUGGCUGGUCACCACUACUGGAACUGGACCUUUGUCAUCAGCACGCUGAUCUUCUGCCUCGUUGCCAGAGUGCUGGGUGUCCUGGUCCUCACCUGGUUCAUCAACAAGUUCCGAAUCGUGAAGCUGACACCAAAGGACCAGUUCAUCAUCGCCUACGGGGGCCUGCGGGGAGCCAUCGCCUUCUCCCUGGGCUACCUCCUGGACUACAAACACUUUGGCAUGAGGGACAUGUUCCUCACUGCCAUCAUCACUGUCAUCUUCUUCACCGUCUUUGUGCAGGGCAUGACCAUCCGGCCCCUGGUGGAUCUGCUGGCUGUGAAGAAGAAGCAGGAGACCAAGCGCUCCAUCAACGAGGAGAUCCACACGCAGUUCUUGGAUCACCUUCUGACGGGGAUCGAGGAUAUCUGUGGUCACUACGGCCAUCACCACUGGAAGGACAAGUGAGUGGGGAGGUUUGGUGGCUGGGG
Molecule: messenger RNA, 1697 nt
Organism: Malurus melanocephalus (red-backed fairy wren)
Lineage: Eukaryota; Metazoa; Chordata; Aves; Passeriformes; Maluridae
Product: sodium/hydrogen exchanger 1-like
Exons: 7
Coding region: 49-1674 (541 amino acids)
Biological process (GO): proton transmembrane transport; sodium ion transport; regulation of pH
Cellular component (GO): membrane
Molecular function (GO): sodium:proton antiporter activity
Source: RefSeq, a predicted model, not a curated record